Molecule: messenger RNA, 5223 nt
Organism: Phyllopteryx taeniolatus (common seadragon)
Lineage: Eukaryota; Metazoa; Chordata; Actinopteri; Syngnathiformes; Syngnathidae
Gene: fmn1
Product: formin 1
Exons: 20
Coding region: 503-4201 (1232 amino acids)
Biological process (GO): cortical actin cytoskeleton organization; actin filament network formation; actin nucleation
Cellular component (GO): cytoskeleton; actin filament; cytoplasm
Molecular function (GO): microtubule binding; actin filament binding
Source: RefSeq, a predicted model, not a curated record
AGACAGCUUGGGCAGUGGGUCCAAUUAGACUGGUGCACGCACUGAGCCGGGUGGAGCUCAUACUGGCACACUGAUGACCUAAAUAAUGUAAAUCAUGUUCUUAUGGGUUGCUAGAAGGCCGGAUGAACAGUUUAAACAAUUACAUAUAUGUGCUUCUAUCCACUGCAUAACAGUGUCAGAAAGUCUGGAAUUCCACGGUUACUGUUCCUGUCAGUCUGCAAGGGAUUAGUAGUGAUUUCCAUAUGUUGAGCCAAUAGGAACCGUCCAAAUGCCACCAGACAGUGCCUGAGAGAGAAAGGCUCCCUAUCCUGUCAAUGAACAGUGGGUUACAACUCAGAAUGUUCUUGCAAGUGAACUAGAAUACUCAAGUUGCUGAUGCAAGGAAGUCAAAAUACAGACUGGAGUGCAGUGGCACACGAACUGUAAAAUAUGUUCUCAACACCAGCACUGAUGAUUCAAAGGAAGCAUCACCUUUUUUGAUCUGCGGCUCUUAAAUAAAACUAUGAAGGGCACUGAUGCCCCAUUGCACUUCUACAUCCCCUUCAGGGGAGAUGAGAUGAGCGAUUUGAGCACAUCCCUCAGCAGGGGUCCAGCUUGCUCUUCAAAUGAACCUCAAGACCACCAACCUGAACAAACCUACUUCUACAAGGAGGAGGAUGCGGUGGAGACAGCCAAACCUGGCCAUGCUGACAAAUUCAAGCUUACUGACUCAUCCGAGUUAGUGUGGCUGAAAGAGUUGUUACUGCUGUGUUCGGAAUACCAGACUUUCAUGAACAUGGGCAACCAACAAGGCAUGAGGAUCAAGACAAAUGUCAAUAGUUUACCAAAAUCUACUGGAAUCCAGAGACCAAGGAUGAGAACAGACGGCUUUGUUGACACCGGUACUCCUUUGCUUCACCUUGAGUCUCCACACCAGCCUACAAAGUCAAGAAGGCUACCUAAACUCUGGAUGACAAGCUCUCCUACAAAUGAGGAGUCACUUGAAAAAGAGAAGCCCUUCAUUUGCAUGUCUGCCACUUUGGGGCAAGAAAGGGAGACAAUAGGCGAUUCAGGGUUUGAAAAGGAUGAUGGGCAAAAUGACUUUAAGCAGUCAUGGAGAGCAAAGCUUUCUGCCCAAGGGUCUUCAUGUGUCAACAGAAAAUGUCCUUUUUCAUGUAGCGAGGAAGAGAUUUCUUCAGAGACAGACCUCUCUGAAUAUGACGACAUCUGCUCCCUUUUUGAUUUGGAACCAAGGACUGAAGACGCUAACGCAAACACGAUACAAUCGAAGGUCAAUACUCAAAAUGAGACAGCGGGACAAUCUUCUCGGGCAGCCACUGCAGCACGCGUAAUGCGAAAGAUUGAGGAGGUGGAAGGCAUCAUCAGUCGGGUGAGUCUCACCAGUUCAAACUGGAUCAAAAGAAAUGGAAACGAUGAUUCUCAUUCAAUGGAAGCCAGAUGUAUGGACAACAAGGCUCUGCACAGCCCCCAAAUCCAGACCCAAGACAAGGAGUGCAAAUACGACAAGCCUCGGCUGGUCGAUGAGCUCCGUUGUUUGGGUGAGGAGCUGAGUGAGAGUCUUCAACGAGCCCUGAAGAUGGAGGGAGAAAACAAAGCGUGGUUGUCAUUAUGCACACAGAGAGAGCAUGAAAUAGUAAAUACGAACACACCUAUGAGAAUGCCAUCAUAUCAUCGGCACAUUUCAACAGUGGAUAACAACUCCUUGUCAAGCUGUUUGUCAACAAGUGCAGGAAUGCCCAAUAGGUCUCCAACAUUGCCUUUAUUCACAUCUAGACAAAAUCAGCAGAAAGACGAUAUCUGUGACCAAUGCACACUGUGGACAAGAUUAGCCAAGGACAGUUGGAGUGAAAAGGAGAACUUAGAUUGGACUAAUCACAGAUGGAGAGAGGAGACACAGACGCACAGUUGCCUCAGUGAAUCUGACGUCGAUCAAGAUGGCCUGCUUUCCUCAGAUGAGGCACUCCAGAAACAGCAGGAGUUCUGGCAGCAGGAGAUCGAGGAGUCCCUGUCGUUCUGCAGGUGGUUCUCUCAUCCCUCUCGACCCGAGCUCAUUGACUUCCUGCGCAUCACCGCCCCCGAAGAGGAUAUCAGCAGGACACCCAGUCCCGUGUUCCCAGACCUAAGGUCAAAAACGUCCUUUCCAGUAGAAGGAGAAGAACGAACUCCUGGCCGUCUCCAAGCAGUCUGGCCACCACCCAAAGAGGAGAAAAUCGGUCUGAAGUAUUCUGAAGCAGAGCACCAGGCAGCUCUUCUGCAGCUGAAGCGAGAAUGCAAAGAAGAAGUGGAAAAGUUACAGGAGGACUUUAGGCAGGAACUCUCCAGACUAAGGCUGGAAAACGAGGUCACAGUGUCCCGUUUGGAGCUCACCCUGGCCGAGCUGCGGACCAAACUCUCCCAGCUCGGCACCUUCGGACGCGGCGAGCUCAGAGACGUGGCCGUGUCCACACAAGAGGACAAAUUUGCACGCAAAGCCUUCCGCACCGUCUGCAUUCAAACUGACAGAGAGACCUUCGUCAAAAGCCAUGGCGACGGGAAGAGGAGAGACUGUCCCCAAACUCAGCAGCAGGGGGUGACCCCCAAAAAACUAGACUUGGCUUCUAUCAGCUUGAGCCUGGCAGCUCAGAAAGAGGGGGGGCCACCGUGUCAGUCUGCGGGACACCACGCACCAAGCGAUAAUAUCAUUCCACCUCCUCCACCUCCACCUCUGCCAUGUUCGUCGCCAAUGCCGACCGACAAACAAUCAAACGCCCCCCCGCCACCUCCACCGCCGCCUCCACCUGCUCCAUUUAUGCCGCACGCAGCACCUCCAACUCCUCCAUCCAUCUCAGAUUUAACUUCAUCAACGCCGCCGUCUUUAUUUGCAACUCCCAGAAAACCUGUGGUGGAGCCUUCACGUCCCAUGAAGCCGCUGUACUGGACCAGAAUUCAGAUUGAGGACAAAAACAACACACUGUGGAAUGUUUUGGAAGAGCCACAUAUCAUGAAUGCAGUUGAGUUUGAGGAUCUGUUUGCCAAAACCACCACACGACUCAAAAGAAAACCACUGGUGGAGAAUUACGAGAAGAAGGCAAAAGCCAGGAAGAUCAUUAAGCUGCUGGACAGUAAACGCUCUCAGACUGUCGGCAUCCUCAUAUCAAGCCUCCACUUAGAGAUGAAAGACAUCCAACAAGCUGUUCUGACUGUGGAUAACUCUGUGGUGGACAUUGAGACUAUUGAGGCGCUGUAUGAAAAUAGAGCUCAGCCAGAGGAGCUGGAGAAGAUCAAGACACAUUGCAACACAUCUCAGGAAGAGGAGGUUAAACUCUUGGACAAACCUGAACAGUUCUUGUAUGAGCUCUCGCAGAUUCCAAACUUCGCAGGCCGAGCUCGCUGCAUCAUUUUCAAGGCAGCCUUCAACGACGGGAUGGCGUCCAUUCAACACAAACUUGAGAUUAUCUCCUGUGUGAGUGAGGCUCUGCUGGAAAAAGGUGGUGUGAAGGAAGUGCUAGGACUGGUCUUGGCUUUGGGGAAUCACAUGAACGGAGGCAACAGGAUCAGAGGCCAGGCUGACGGCUUCGGUCUAGAGAUCCUUCCAAAACUCAAAGAUGUCAAGAGCAGGGACAAUCGCAUCAGCCUGGUGGACUAUGUGGUAUCAUACUACCUUCACAAUGUUGACAAGAAUGCCGGAACAGAAAAGAGUACUUUUCCACUUCCUGAACCUCAGGAUGUCUUCCUGGCAGCGCAGCUCAAUUUUGAGGACCUCAAUGCAGAGCUGAGAAGGCUUGGGAGAGAUCUAACGGGAUGUGAAAAGGACGUGCGGAAGGUUUGCUCAGACUCCCCUGAGGAACAUCUGCAGCCAUUUAAAGACAGAAUGGAGACGUUUCUUCUCAGUGCACGUAAAGAACAUGUUGGAGCUUCCUGUCAGCUGAUGACAGCACAAAAACGUUUCCAGGACUUGUGUGAGUACUUUGGCCUGAAGCCGAAAACGGGAGAAACGGAGGUGACGUCCAGUCAUUUCUUCAUGCUUUGGUUUGAGUUUUGUGCCGACUUCAAGGCCAGGUGGAAAAGGGAGAAUCGGAACGUCACUAAAGAAAGGUUAAAAGAGGCCCAGCAGUCAGUGAGGAGGAUCACAGCAGAGAAGAACGUGGAGACCAGAAAGAUAAUCCCUAACAGUCUGAAAGAACGACUGCGGCAGAAGGAAGCUAACAUGAUCUCAAUUUAAAAUUGGAGAAUGAAAAACAGAAAUGAUAUUUAGAAUAUAUCGUGGAACCUCUGAAGUCCGUCCAUCCGUGCAUCCAUUUUCUAUUCCGCUUGUCCUAUCGCAUCUGACUUUGGGCGAACGGCGGGCCGUACCUCGGAGUGCUCGCCAGGUAAUUGCAGGGUGCAUGUACAAGAGACAAAUAAACAUUCACGCCCAUUGGAGUCUUCCAUGAGCCUCACGUGUGUUUUCCGAAUGUGGGAGAAAGCCCAAGUACCCGAAGAAAACCCACACAAGCACGGGACAAAAUGCAAACCCACACAGGAAUGCCUGAGCCGAGAUCCGAACCCAGACGCUCUCGAUUGCGUGACAGAUGUGCGUCGUCCUCGCGUCCCCCACGCUGUUGUAGAACAGGAAGUGGAACCUUUUGUGAUGAAGUGGUCCACAAGUCUCCAUUUUGGCUUCUUACUAGAAUACGGCUAAAGCAACAUUGGUCAACAACAUGAUAUAAUAAGAAAGGAAUGUACACUCUAAAAACAGAUGUAAUUUGCCUUUUUAGUCACAAAAAAACCUUUCUUGCACUGCAGGGGUUAACUUGUUUUUAAUACGUGAGCGUUAAUAAUGUUAAAACGUUGCGUCUACAGUUAAUAAAGACUCUUAUGAUGGCCCUUAUGUAAGCCUGGAAAUUACAGUAUAUUCAUUUCUAUUACUCCUAUCGGACUCAAUUUUCUUAAUACCAUCUAAUCUUAAGUUUGACCUUAGAGGUUCCACUAUACUAAGUGUAUCAUUGUUGUCCUCACUGAGCUGGACCGGAAUGGAUCAGGGAACUGAACUCUUUAAAAGGUUGUAUUUUCUGUCGGUGACGACUUUACUGCUACUGAAAAUGUGGAUAGAAAAAAAUGAUUCUUUCACCACUAUCCACCCAAUGUUUUUCUACCACUUAUCGUUUUCAGGGUCACCGGUGAUCCUGAGCCGACGUAUAAGCAAAUCUCUUGUGAGUCUUAAAAUAUUGAUCCACUAAUAAAUAAGUCAUUAUAAUUGUGUGA